Messenger RNA from Drosophila albomicans, 5282 nucleotides. RefSeq lists its product as uncharacterized. Bases 865 to 4515 code for a protein of 1216 amino acids. Gene Ontology annotation, molecular function: ubiquitin protein ligase activity; ubiquitin conjugating enzyme binding; zinc ion binding. Gene Ontology annotation, biological process: protein polyubiquitination; ubiquitin-dependent protein catabolic process; positive regulation of proteasomal ubiquitin-dependent protein catabolic process. The transcript is spliced from 8 exons. Gene Ontology annotation, cellular component: cytoplasm; ubiquitin ligase complex. NCBI's taxonomy places the organism in Eukaryota, Metazoa, Arthropoda, Insecta, Diptera, Drosophilidae. The record is from RefSeq and is a predicted model, not a curated record.
GUGCUCAGUUCCAAUUGGAAGAACGGGCGAGCAAGACGCGGUGCACGACCAAAGCGUUGUUCAAAAUAAAACACAAAUAAUAAUCUUUCGCCUUAUUUUUUGCGCACAGAAAGUGCAGCAAACGCGUACGCAUUAAAAGAAAGCAAGGGCUUAUUAAAGUAACGGCAUCGCUUGUGCUUGUGGGCGUGUGUAGUGAAAAUGGAUGAAUGAAUUGGUGCCAAAACAAAGAAAAAGUCAAAGACAACAGCAAAAGCAUUAAGAAGCAGCAGGCAGCAGCAGCAACAGCAACAAAAAAAGCACGUACUUGAGUGUUGCUUGCCUGUGUGCGUGUGUUUGUGUGCGCGUGUGUGCUUCUGUUGUGUGUGAGGUCUUUGCAUACGUGUGUGCGUGCUCAGAAAUAUUGCUUAACCCAGCAAAAUAAUCAUGUAAAAUUUUCAAGCAAAAAAUAAGUUCAUACAAAGCCAGAAUAGAGAAAACACGUGAAAAUUGUGAAAAACACAGUGGUAAAUAUAUGGUGAAAGUGCAUCAGCUGAAGCAGUAGCAGCGAGCGAGAAAAUAGCUCGAAAAGAGAUACAGUGAAAAGCAAAUUUUGCCAGCGUCUUCUCUUUCUCGCUCUCUCUAUUUUUCGUUUGCAUUUGUGUUUGUUUUCAUUUCAACAACAAGAGGUGUUAAGUGGAGCCUGUAACAACAACAGGGAGAAAUUUGCAGCAACAAUUUGUGGCAUUUGACAUCGCUUCUUGCUCGCAGCCAGAAUAAUGGCCAUAUUAAAGAUGUUGUCGUCGUUGCCAGCCACGGCUGAGCUGUGCCCAGUUCAGAGUUCGUCAUUCCAGCAGCAGCAGCAGCAGAGCGAGAUUCAGUGCCAAAAUGCGGCCACCGAUGCCGUUGCAGUCAGCAACAGCGUUGCAACAGAAUGAGGCAUUUCAGCAAUCGCCGCCAGCAACACAACAGCUACAGCUACAGCCAUCACACACAGCCACACAGCCGCAGCUGGGACUGGGCUUGGAAUUGACGGCACAAUCGACGCACAAGGCCAAACUGCCGCCACUGGAGCUGCUCGUGGAGCACAAGCUCAGCUAUAGUUCAGCAGCAACAUAUCAGCAACAACAACAACAGCAACAGGAUUCCAGGCAGUCAAACGAUCUCAGAACCCAGUCACAGCUAAAGCGCAGCUCGAUCAGUAGCCCAUCGUCCAGUGAGGAUUGCCAGAUAGCGGCGCGUGCUUCGAUCUUUGAUGACGCUGCCGAGAAUUUCAUUAUCAAUUUUCCGGCCGAAUCAUCGUCGCAACAAUUGCAACUGUUGCCGCUGUCCGAGACGGUGCCACUGCUGACCCAUAUCGAGGCGACGGUGGUGGAUAAGCAGCGUUCCAUACGCUUGAAUAAGAACAGCGCCUCGUUGAUUUUCACACGCAAGGAGCUGAACAGCAACGUUGCCAGCAAUUGCCAGCGGCGACAGCAUCACAGUUUGUACGGUUCGGGGGAACGUCAGCGGAAGCAGACGAAACAUUUGCCGCCCACACGCGGCCAGCAGCAGCGACGCAGUCUGCAGCUUAACUACAGUAACAACCAGGGCAACAAUAGCAAUCACAGCAACAGGAACAGCAACAACAAUCACAACAACAACAAUCUGGUGACCACAGCUGCCUGCGCCGCCGCGAGCACGGCUGGCCCCAAUAACGCCGCCAACGGCGGCAAGCUUGUACCCCACAAGCAUCACACACACACUCACACCCAUAGUCACAGUCACGCCCACAAUCACAGUCACAGUCACGGUCACGGUCACGGCGUGGGUUUGACAUCGCCAACGGCUGCGAACGGCGCUGCAGGCGUCGCUGCCUCAGCGCGCAAGCAACUCUCCUACUCCUGGUACGCGCCAGUCUACAGUGCGCUCGAGGAGGAGCUGGAGCAGGAUUCGAGGGAUUCCUCGCCAAUUCACAAUCUGGCCAAUACAAAGCAUCAGCAACGCGCCAGCAGCCAGCAAAGUGCCACUGCCUCGCAUGCCGCGCCGCAGCAGCAGCCACAGCAGCAGCAGCAGCCGUUGCAGCACUCGGACUCGGACACAAACGAGACAGUUGCGCUGCUGGAGACGCAGACGCGGAACAAGAUCAACAUCAUUUCGGCAAGCGAUGCUGGAGCUGAGCGCAAGGCGUCGCAGCCGACGCGCAUCUCCCUCUCCCUGCCCCAUGCCCCGCACAACUCGCACGCGCUGUCCACCAGCAGUCUGGGCAACGGCAACGUUGCAGCCCUGGCAGCCGGAAGUGGCGCAGCCUUGGCGGGCGGCGGCGGAGCUGUCGAUGUGGAGAGCUCACUUGGCUUAUCGGGCGGACAGUUGCCGCGACGACGACGCUUCGAGAACUUUCUCAAAUCGCUGGUCGGCCUCAAGGGCAGCAGCAGUCGCAGCAGCGAACGGGAACGAGAUCGAGAACGGGAUCGGGAUAGGGAAUCGAUACAGCAGCGUCCCGCCUCGCCAGAGAUACGCAUCACACGCACUCCCUCCGAACAGGAUGUCGUGCUGCGUGAUCCCUCCGGUCGCCAGCAGCUAGCCAAUGGCCAUGCCACCAACUAUGGCAGUCGGUUGAGCAUCAGCGGCUCGAGCAGCUCGCUGAAUGUGGUGCAACAGAAGCUGUGGCACAUGAUGCGUCGCGAGGGCAGCGCCAGCAGCCUGCACCAGGAGAAGUCACAGUCCAUUGUACAGUAUACGGGUCUGCGCAAGUGCGAGACAGUCUUGGCCCUGACCCGACAGAGUCAGAGUCACAGUCACUCGCUGCAUCCCAUGGGAGCGAGCGAACAUGAGGCCAAUUUGAUGAUGGCUGCACGGCACGGAGGCAGCGGCAUCUUCAGCGCUGGCGGCGUAGAGCAGAUACGUCCGUUGAAUCGACUGCGCAACAGUGUGACGAGCAUCAAUGCCACCUGUUCGCGUUGCUCCAGUCUGCUAUCGCUGGCGGCCACCGGAUCGCGUUACUCACUGGCCAAUGGCUUUGUCCCGCGGCCCGAGUCGGUGCAAUCGCUGAGCAUGAUGCCACCACGGCGCACCAGUUGUGAGGAUUCGACGACGCCGGAGCCGCACAUCAAUGUGAAUGCGCAGAUACGGCUGAGCAAUGGCAGCGGCUGUGGCAGCGUGAAUGCCCUUGGCUGCGGGUCACGUAAAAGUUCCGCUGGUCUGCCCAGCGUGAGUCCGAGUCCGCCGUCCAAUGUGACCACAGCGACGCUGCACUCCAACUCCAACAACAGCAACAACAACAACAAUAGUGUAUCCAUUGAGGAGCCGCUGCCUACGACUACGCCGAGUGGCGAAAUGGGCGCCUUUGGCACAACUCAUGCAUAUCCCUUGACGGUCAGCUCGCUGCUGUCGAUGGCCAGUGCCAAUCAGGCGGCGCAGGCUUGUUGUGUCCGCGAUGGCAUCACGCUUAAGCGGCGCGAGAUGCUCGCCUCGGCAGAGGCAACGCCCUCGGCGGGCACACCGGCCACGCCCAUGCUCACGAGUUUCCAGCAAUUCACCUGCAAGCUGUGUCUCAUCGAUGUGGAGACUCUGGGCGAGUCCACGACAUUAGUGCAAUGCGGCUGUCAGUUCUGCACAGAGUGCAUGCGCGCCUAUGUGGAGUUUGAGAUAACCGAAGGCGCCUACGAGAUCUCCUGCCCGGAUGCCAAGUGUCCAGCCCAAGGCGCCAUUUCGCUGCCCGAAAUUGCGAAUCUAACCACAACGAAUCUGCUGAAGAAGCAUCAUCGUUAUCGCUUGAAUCGAGAAAUCGAAUUGGACAAGACGCGCACCUGGUGCCCACGUGCGGGCUGCGAGACAAUUUGCAUGGUGGGUGCCCCAGCUCCAUUUACAGCUGCAACCGCAGCAGCAGCCGCAGCAGCAGCUACUUCUCCUGCUUCCGCGCCAGCUGCUAUGGUUGGCAAUGGAACUGGCUCGAUUUGCCAAAUGGAUGAAUCGCCCUCGACAUCGCAGAGCUAUACACCGCAGUUAGAGGGCGUCAAUACGCCCAGCGUCUUGCUCUCCAUAUCCGUGCACUGUCCGUCGUGUAAGGAUGAGUUCUGUGCGCUCUGCAAGAAGGCGUAUCAUCCAAACAUUAGCUGCGAGGAAUUCGGACGACGCCUGAUUGCCGAUGGACAGGAUGAUAUUGGCAUACCGUUCGAUAAUGAGCUCAUCAAAUGCUGCCCCAUGUGCGCGGUGCCCAUUGAGAAGGACGAGGGCUGCGCUCAGAUGAUGUGCAAGCGUUGCAAGCACGUCUUCUGCUGGUAUUGCCUGGCCAGUCUCGAUGAUGACUUUCUACUGCGGCAUUACGACAAGGGGCCAUGCAAGAAUAAAUUGGGUCAUUCACGUGCCUCCGUUGUGUGGCAUCGUGCUCAAGUUAUUGGCAUAUUUGCUGGCUUUGGCAUUUUAUUAUUGGUGGCAUCACCGUUGCUGCUGCUUGCGGCGCCGUGCAUUAUUUGCUGCAAGUGUCGCGGCUGCAGCGGCUCCAAGAUUGAUGAGGUCGAUGCCGAACUGGAGGAGGAGGUCACCGCAUUGCAGGGCUAGCUCGCUAACCAAUUUUAAUACUGUGUCCCUCAUCCACCUCACUUGACUACAUCGCCGCAGCUCCCCUGACGAGUUAUUUGAAAUGUUUUUUUUUUGUUUUGUUUGUAUCUGCUCUACGACAGCAAAACUAUUGUUAAUGACGAACCGUUUUAAAUUGAUUAUACAUAUAUUUUAAUUGUAUGCAUUGUAUAGUAUGUGUUAACUAAAUUGUGAUAUUUACAGUGAUUCGAUAUACAAAUCGAAUCGAAAAUUUGUUGAACCUAUACAGAGAAAAAGCGCGCCUUUGAUUCUUUUAUAAUUUUUAGGUUUUCGUGUCGAUUUCUUCUUUUUAAUAUACGUAUAUUCGUAUCUGUACCCGUAUCUGUAUUCGUAUCUCUAUCUAUAUCUGUAUCUGUAUAUGUAAAAAUCAAUAAUACAUACAUAUAUGUUUAUUGUUUUAUGUUCUUCUUUUCCACAUUCAACAAGAUUGUAUAAAUUAUGUAAGCCCAAGCAACAUUGUAGCCAGUAAGUUAGCCUAAAUUUACUAGCCCACUCUAGCAUUUUAAGUAUAUAACUAAAUAUAUAUUUCUCAUAAUUCAAAAUGUGCUGCUUUAAUAUCAAAACACAUCCACAACCACACAUACACACACCUUUUUCUGAAGUAUUACGGAAUGCAACUGCUACUAACGAAUCCAACUAAACUGUUAAAUGAUUUCAAAUGUUUGUGCAACUGCUUGGAAAUGCUUUUAACUACUUAUAUACAUACACAGACACAACACACAUGAAUA